Messenger RNA from Caenorhabditis remanei, 780 nucleotides. RefSeq lists its product as uncharacterized. Lineage: Eukaryota; Metazoa; Nematoda; Chromadorea; Rhabditida; Rhabditidae. The coding region runs from base 1 to 780 and encodes 259 amino acids. The transcript has 4 exons. The record is from RefSeq and is a predicted model, not a curated record.
AUGAGCAAAAAGUUAGGAGGAAAGAAACCAAACGACAACGAUACAUUGGAUGUUGAAAUCGAAACAGACACAUCUACGACAGUUCAAGAAUCGAAAAUUAUCGACGUUCAAUUCAAAAUUGUUGACGAAAUGAUCAAGUUUCUUCGCUCGGAAACUCAAUUACAUAAAGCAAUUGUCGAAAAAGGAGAAGAAGCUGAAGAGGCGUACGACGAAUCAAUUGAAGAAAUAAUCGAAGCGAUGGAAAUUGUGUUGAAAAGAGGAAUUCGUGUUCUCAAACACAAUCAUCAAACCAUCGAUUGGAAUGUUAAUCUAUUCCGAUACAAUCUGAAGAAGAUGCUGAAAUUGUAUGUAGAUGUGAACAAUCAGAUGAAGGUUGAAGAGAAGCAAGCGGCAAAACAAGAUGCAUUCAUUGCAAUUUUGGAAGAGAUGGAUAAAGAUGUUUCUGAAUUCAAGGAGAAUCUGAAUAGUGUGAGAGAUCUGAUUGGAACCGAGCCGGCAACACUCGUCCGAUCAAGAACCAUUUUGAGCACGGAGAGAUUGGCAAACCACAUUGAACAGCCAUACAAACCUAUAGAGACUGAGGUGGCAACCCACGUGGCUAAAGUGAAUCGAGAGAUGGACUCUCUCUAUUUUCAACUUCCCGCUUUCGAUCAUUUUCCAAGUUUAAUGAAACCAGUUCAACAACGAGGCAUGAAAGUGGCAAACCUGAUGUUGAAAAACCUUCCAGUGAAGACUGUUGAGGAUUUUAUUGCAACUCUUCCAAGAAAACAACGCGAUUGA